Ictidomys tridecemlineatus (thirteen-lined ground squirrel) is the source of this 4374-nucleotide messenger RNA. NCBI's taxonomy places the organism in Eukaryota, Metazoa, Chordata, Mammalia, Rodentia, Sciuridae. The record is from RefSeq and is a predicted model, not a curated record.
AUGAAGACUCUUAAACCCAUAUGUUUUCUUGUUUUCUUCAGCUACAUUAAAUGUCAAAUUCUUCAGACAAGUUUACUACAUGCAGCCAUGCAGCAUCUUAGUACCCAAAAUUAUGUGGAAGAGAAUUUAAAAGACCUUACCAGCAUUAUGAUUGCUCAGUUUCUUCAGAAAGCAACUUAUGAAGAAAUACAAACUGUGGCUCAACAGUUACUAGAUCUUGUGGAAAAGUGCAAGAAUUUUAAAUCACAUGUGUCAGCCACAGAAUGUGCUCAUCAGUUGAUGACCAGGUUCCUAGAGCAUAUUUGUGACAACCAAGGAAUGCUUGCCAAACACCUGUUUGCUAACUGUUGUAAUACAAAUAGCACAGCAAGGCUCAAGUGCUUCUUAUUCUAUAAAAAAGAUUAUGGAGAUCACAAGGAUGGAUUCCAAAGUCUAAAGCCUGAGAUGAUCUGUGAAAUGGACAAAGAAAAUCAAGUGACCAUGAAGGAGAGGUACAGUUAUGAAAUUUCUAGAAGGCAUCCAUACUUAUAUGGACCCACUAUCCUGACCAUGUCUGCUUGCUACAAAACAGCUAUUCAGUCAUGUUGUCAAGAGGAAAAUAAGACCGAAUGCCUGCAGAUAAAGCUAGAACCCAUCAGAAAAUACAUUAGAGAAAUAUCUUUGAGACAUCAUCAUUUAUGUGAAAUUGGGGUUAAAUUCAACCACAAAGUAGCAAAAGCUGUGGAAUUGGUUCUGCUCACUAAAAAACAACCUAAAUCUAAUUUUUCUGAAAUUGCCAAACUGACCACUGAUGUUAAAAAUCUGCAUGAGACCUGCUGUGAAGGAAACACAGUUGCGUGUGCUCUUGGUAGGAGCCAGCUUAUGAACUACAUCUGCUCUGCACAGGCUGCCCUAUCCAGCAAGAUCACUCAGUGCUGUGAACUUCCAGCACCAUUCCGAGGGGAAUGCAUUAUCAACGCAGGAAAUGAGGACAAACCUGACCUUUCAUCCCUGCCACUCAGCAGGUUUACAGAAGACGGAUUUGUAUGCGAACGAUUCACUGACAACCAAGAUGACUUUCUACAAGAGUUUCUUUAUGAAUAUUCAAGAAGAUAUCCAGAGUUGGCAGUUCCAGUGAUUUUAAGAGUAGAAGCAAAAUAUAAAAAUUUAUUGGAAAAAUGUUGUAAAUUAGAAAAACCUUUGGAAUGCUAUAGUCAUGCGGAAGUGCUGUUCCAAAGAGUGGUACGAGAAAGCCGUGAUCAUGUGAAAAAUUACUGUGAUUUACAUGAAAAAUUGGGAGAUAGUAACUUCCAUGACAGGCUCAUGGUCCUUUACACCAAGAAAGCUCCACAACUAUCUGCUCAAGAAUUGGUUAUGUUCACAAAGAAGAUGGCAGCUGCAGCCUCCAGAUGCUGCCCACAAAGUGAUGAGCAACAGUUUGUCUGUAUUGAGGACUCGGCAAAGCUAAUUCUUGGAGCUCUGUGCGGAAGACAUGAAGUUGAGCCUAUCAAUGCUGGUGUGGGUCACUGCUGUGACAACUCAUAUGCCUUCAGGAAGCCAUGUUUUGAUGAUCUGCAAGUAGACGGAACUUAUGUUUCUCCAUCUUUACCUUGUGACCAAGUCAUCAUCCUUAAAGGGGACUUGUGCAAAGCUCAGGAGAAGGAACUCCAAAUUGAAAAGGAAAAGCUCCUCAGCAGCCUCGUGCGGCAGAAACCAUCUGCAACAGAGGCGCAGUUCCAGUGGGUACUUGUGGACUUCACGCACCUGGUGGAGAUGUGCUGCCAUGCAGAGGAAAGUGACAUGUGUUUUCAGAAAGAGGGGUCAAAACUGAUUGAAAAGUGCCAGUCCUUUCCUGGAAGGCUAAAUAAUGCCAGAAAUUGUCAACGUAGGAUCUUGGCUAAGAAGACCAUUUUGUUUUUCACGAAUAAUGAAACUCAUGUUGAUUAUUGAAAAUAACAAUUAACAAAUAAAUCUUUAGCACCUCACAAUGUUAUCCAAGAACACUGGCCGAGUGUAUACUAAAUAUCUCCUUUCUACCGAGCAGAAAGCUACUUACCGAAACCCUCAGAUGAUCCACUCUCCUUUCCCUUUUCCUUUUAAGUUUUUGCCUCUGGAGAGCAGCAGGUAGAGGUAAAGGCUGCCAUAUCUAGCUGGGAACUGGCUGCUGGGCUUCCACCAUGAAAAAGACCUCAAGGGUGAUUUGGAAUUCUGUCUAUAUCACUACUGAAAGUCAGUGGACUUAAUUAAGCAUGCUUUAUCAUAAAAUUACCUUUUCCCAGAUAUGACACUGAUAUUGGUACCCUGGGCUUCUAAUAUAUUGAUAUUAAUUUGAUCUUUAUGUGAUGAUUAGUCUUUACCUUGGAAAUCUUGCUAUAAAUAACCUAAAGAAUUUAUAAUUUGAACUGAUUUUUGCUUUUGCCAGAUUCUUUUGUAUAACGAAAUAAUCAGUAAUAUUUACUUUCUAAAUAGAUGCGUACUUUUGAUUGGAGAAAUACAGAAGAAAAAUUUCAAUGUCAUUAUGGUGCUCUUUAUUUGAUUUUAAAUAUUGUUUUUCUUCACCACUGUGAUUUCAGUAUGGUGAUACACAUUAGCAAAUUAAAUCCAAUAAACAGUUGUGGACUUUAUAAUGUGUUCAGUUCACUAUGCUAGAUACUAUAGGAAAUAAUAUAAAUAUGAAUAUAGUAAGAACAAAUUUCUAACGAAUUAAUAUUAGAUAUAAGCACAUAGGAAUUAUAAUAAAAGGCAAAUUUCACAUUUCUGUUUUUACAACAGUAGUGAACUGUCAUUGUGGUGUACAGGGAUUUGAGAUCAUAUAUUGUCAUUGAAAGAAGUGGCCCUAGACCAGCUCUAGAAAGUGGGAACAGUUAGUUUCAACAGAGAUGUGAGGAAGGUCUUCAGGGAGGGUGAGUGAUCCAUCUGGCUGUUUUUAAGACAGGAACUAAGUAAUGGUGGACAGUAAGGCUUAGUGGAAUAGAAAGCUGCAAGGGUGGGUAAGGAUUUCUGCUGGUUUAACUGUACUAUUUAUCACAUACUUCUCAAGUGCAAAGUGCCAGCUUUUCUGUGUAUUAUUCACAUGACUCCCACAACCGUCCAAUAGAGUAGGUGCAAUAGGCUCUCCUUAUUUCUGGGUUCCUCACCCAUGGGUUCAAUGAACUGCAGAUGGAAAAUAUUUGAAAAACAAUGGUGUCUGUACUGGACACGCACAGACUUUUUUCCUUGUCAUUAUUCCCUAAACAAUAUAACUACUAUUCACAUAAUAUUUACAUUCUCUUAGGUAGCAUAAGUAGUCAAUAGAUAAUUUACAGGAUGUGGGAGGAUGUGGGUAGGUUAUGUGCAAACACUAUGUCAUUUUAUAUAAGAGACUUGAGCAUCCUCAGAUUUUGGAAUCUGAGGAAAGUCUUGACGCCAAUCCCCCACAGAUACUGAGGGAUGACUGUACCAUGGUUCCCAUUAUAUAAGUGAGGACACAUAAAAAGAAUUCCAGACUGAAAGAGCCUGGUUGAAAGUGAGGACCUAGAUGAUGGGUGCUAAGAGUAUGGAUUCUAGAGUCAGAGGUGUGAAUCCUACCUAUUCCUUCUACUAAAGAUCUUAGCAAUCUUCUUACCUCUUCAUGGAUUACUUUUCUCAUCUAUAACAUGGACUUGAAAGAAUAAUGUCUUCAUUGGGAUUAAGUGUCUUCAUUUGCAUUAAAUGAGUCAAUAUAUGUAAAGCACUUAAAAUAGUACCUAGUGAGUGGUAAAUGUAUUAGGCAGAACUAUAUGAAAUUGCUCUUUUCUAAGUCAAAUAUUGAUAAUUUUAGGUGGCUCAAUCCAAUAAGUGUUAACAUAUUAUUAAGAAGGCAAAUAGAUGCCAUUGAAGGGUUUUGCCCUCCCUGGUUGCAUCCUAUUCUCCUUUCCUUUCCUAUGUACUUACCUCAGCCUAAUAAUUAUAACUCCUAGCUUUUUCUCUUAUCAAUUGCCUUGCAAAUGGAGUUCUUUCUACUUCAGUUCCUGAAAGCAAUCUGAAUAGCCCCAAAAUCCAUAAGAACACUGCUUAACUGUCUUUCACAGAGCCAUGAGAUAAUAAAAUAUACUCCCAUAUUAGGGAAAAUCACUUACCAGAGUUUCUAUAUUUCUUUAGCUAUUGGAGCAAACUGGGAAAAAAGCAUACUUAUAAAGGACAUUUUAUAAAAAUAUUUAAUAAUAAAUAUUUAAUAAUUUACUCAUUCAUUCACUAAUUCACUAAUUACUUUAUUCAACUUAUUUUUAUCGAGCACAUCCUAUAUACAAGGCACCAUAUGAAGUACAACCAAGUAUAUAAAGAUGAAUGUGACAGGUUCUCUACUGUUAGUAAGAAUAAUAAAUUAUCUAGAGUUUAAUUUGAUCAAUAUAUAAAUGGUGAAGUUUUUUAACUACA